Messenger RNA from Cuscuta campestris, 2744 nucleotides. The record is from the annotation of a GenBank genome assembly. NCBI's taxonomy places the organism in Eukaryota, Viridiplantae, Streptophyta, Magnoliopsida, Solanales, Convolvulaceae.
GGCAUGAAUUAGGCUUUUUGUCGAUGGAAGAGGUUGAUGAAGUUAAAUAUGAAUUCGAGACGUCAAAGUUGAGUGGAGGAAAUGAGAAGUCAAAGUCAAAGAUGAAGACACAGACAAAAAAGCAGAAAAUCUUUAAAGGCCGUAGUGAUUCAAAUGGUGAAGAGGCCGAAGACAAAGAUGUUGAAGAAAAGAAUCAAAAGAAAAAGAAAAGUAAGAAGAACAAGGAUAAUCUGGCAAAUAGAGCAAAAGAAAUUACAGGAUCAAUGUCUGGCGAUUUAGAAGGGGAUUUAGUAGAUGAUACUGAGUUCUGUGCAUGGAAUGAACUGAGACUUCAUCCCCUGCUUAUGAAAUCAAUACAGAGACUGAAUUUCAAAGAACCAACGCCAAUACAAAGAGCUUGCAUUCCUGCUGCUGCUCAUCAAGGAAAGGAUGUUAUAGGUGCUGCAGAGACUGGAUCAGGAAAAACACUUGCAUUUGGUUUACCCAUUCUUCAACGCCUUCUUGAAGAAAAAGAAAAAGCUGACCGAAUUACUGCAACAAAUGGAGAGGUAGAUGAAAGAAUAGCUCCUAGAGAGCUUCUUCGGGCGCUAAUUAUUACUCCUACAAGAGAGCUUGCACUUCAGAUCUCAGAUCACAUAAGGGCAGUGGCAAAACAUACCGAUAUAAGGGUUGUUGCAAUUGUUGGUGGUAUGGCAACUCAGAAGCAAGAAAGACUUUUGAAAAGAAGACCAGAAAUUGUGGUUGGUACUCCUGGGAGACUUUGGGAACUUAUGUCAAGUGGAGAAAUUCAUCUUGUAGAGCUACAUUCAUUGUCAUUCUUUGUGCUGGAUGAGGCUGACCGCAUGAUAGAAGCUGGGCACUUCCAGCAGUUGCAGUCCAUAAUUGAUAUGCUUCCCAUGUCCAGCGGAUCAAUUAAUGGGCAUUCUUCAGAAACACAGAAUGGCACAACUGUUUCAAGUGUUCAAAGAAAGAAAAGGCAAACUUUUGUCUUUUCUGCAACCCUUGCCCUAUCUGCCGAUUUUCGGAAAAAACUAAAGCACAGUUCAAAAAAGGCAAAGUUUGAUGGCGAGCUAAAUUCAUUUGAAACGCUUUCAGAGAGAGUCGGAAUGCGAGAAAAUGUUGCUAUAGUUGACCUAACUAAUGCAUCAAUAAUGGCAAAUAAACUUAUGGAGUCGCUCAUUGAGUGCACGGAAGAAGAUAAAGAUGGAUAUCUUUAUUAUAUCUUGAGUGUUCAUGGGAAAGGACGCACAAUUGUUUUCUGUACAUCUGUUGCUGCAUUAAGGCAUCUUGCCUCAACACUGCGCAUUCUUGGUCUCAAUGUUUCAACACUUCAUGCCAAGAUGCAGAUGCAAGCACGACUUAAGGCAAUUGAUCGUUUUCGCGUUGAUGAAACUGGCAUACUUAUUGCUACAGAUGUUGCAGCUAGAGGCAUUGAUAUUCCCGGUGUUCGAACUGUUGUUCAUUACCAGCUUCCACAUUCAGCUGAGGUUUACGUUAAUAGAUGUGGAAGAACUGCCAGAGCUUUCUCAGACGGAUGUAGUAUUGCGCUAAUCUCUCCAAAUGAUGCAUCAAAGUUUGCUUCUCUAUGCAAGUCGUUUGCAAGGGAAAGCUUCCAACGAUUUCCUGUAGUGAUGUCAUACAUGCCAGAGGUUGUGAAGCGAUUAUCCCUUGCCCAUCAAAUAGACAAAUUUCUUAAGAAGGACUCUCAGGAUAAGGCCAAGAAAACAUGGUUUGAACGGCAUGCUGAUUCAGUUGGAUUGGAGUUGGCUAGUGAUGAUAGUGAGGAGGAAAGGGUGAAUUCCCAUAAGCAAAAAAAAGCCACCGCUGCUCAUUUAAAGAACUUGCAGCAGGAGCUGAAUUCUCGCCUUUCCCUUCCAUUACAACCCAAGACAUUUUCAAAUCGCUUUUUGGCAGGGUCUGGGGUUUCUCCUCUCUUGCAAAAUCAAUUAGAGGAACUAGCUAAGCAAAGACUUGGCCAAACAAGUAAUAGUGUGAACAACAAAAGGAAAAGUUUGUUGGUUAUGGGACAGGAUCUUGUAGAACCACUCCAGGCACUUCAAAGUGCUGGGCCAGAGGCACAUCUGGAUUUUAAGGACAUUGCAGAAAAGAGGAAAAGUUGGGACAACAUAAGGAGAAAGAGGAAAGAAGCGAAAAAACGUCAGCGCGAGGAACGCCGAAAGCAGAAGAAAAGGGAAAAGGUCGCAAGGUGCGCGGCAAAUGAGGCGAAGCUCUUGGAGUAAGACAAUCACAAUCUCCUUUCUUGUGUUUGAGUUUAACAUUAUAUAGUUUCAGUCCAAAACUGCAUUUCUUUUGGUGUCGUCUCAAAAUUUUGUUAUGUUUUAGUAUUUAUUUAUUUAAAAGAUUACUAUAUGAUUCCUUUUACUAUUUCUUUUUUUUUUUUGCAAACCAAUUCCAAACAUGCAUCUUCUAUUAUAAAAAGUCUGUUUUGUAAUAAAUAAAACAUUUUAAGUCAAAUUAGAAAUUACAGUAUUAGAGUGAGUAAAAACUUUGGGCGCAGGUGAAAAAGAUGUAAUGCAUAGAAUGUAUCACAAAGACAGAGGUCACGAGCUCACAUUUUGUUUCCUCUAUCACGUGAGUAAUCUUUCUCUUGUUACGUAAAAAACAAAACCCCAAAAAAAAGUAAAGAAAAAUACAGUAAGACUCAAUAUUCACACUGCAUCAUAUGAUUGUGGAAAUUUUAUUCACACUCAAUUAUUUAUUCGUACUAAAUAAAAAUGUAUGGA